CAGUCGUUUAAACUUCGAACGUUCCAUUCGAAAUCGCGCGCGAAACGUGUUUUUCUUUUUAAUUUCUUUCUUUUUAAUCUUAAUUGAAAAAAGUGUUUUUAAGUUCACAAUUUGAAGACUUUCGGAUUAUAAUUGUGGUGUGUGUUAUUUUCAUUACUGACUUUUGGACAUUGGAAUUUAAUUGGAUUUUAUGAGCCGUUUUUAUGAUUUCCACUAACUUCUUGCAACCCCCGCGAGAUAGUACAGUUGUACGAAGCAAUUAAUCUCCUUAUGGAAUUGACAUAUGGCGCAACAGACGAACUUUUUUAAAACAAAAUGGAAAAACACCAAUUCAGAGUCAAAGAAAAUGCAUCGUUUCUUGGUAAAGGAGAUUUCAACUGCAAGAAAACUAAUGGAAAACAAGAAGAAACUUUCAAAGAGCUUUGCCAUGAAAGAAACCAACUUUUAAACGAAAAUAAAAACACAAAUACAGAUAAUGAAGAUGAAUCUUUUGAAAGACUUAUGAAAGAUGAAAAUGAUGACAAAGAUGUUGACCAAAUAGUCAAACUGAAUGACAGAGGAAUUUUAGUGGCCAGUAUAGAAAAUAACUUAAAAAAUAUAAGAAAUAAAACGACUUCGAAGCAAAAGAAGGUCACGAGUAGACGUGCCAAUUCACUGUUUCUUUUGCUAAGGAUAGUGAACAACUUUAACAUGGUAGUGAAGCUAUGGAUGGUAAUGUGUGUGUUUUGUAUUAGUGUGUGUGCGAAAGAGCAGAGAUUUGCUAUGGAACCACAGGAUCAGACUGCAGUAGUGGGAUCAAGAGUGACUCUCCCCUGUCGAGUGGUAAACAAGGCUGGUCAGCUCCAGUGGACGAAGGAUGACUUUGGACUCGGCACACAUCGGCAUCUGAUCGGCUAUGAUCGGUAUAAGAUGAUCGGAAGUGAUGAAGAAGGUGACUACUCUUUGGACAUCAGAGAAGUAACGCUGGACGAUGAUGCUCUUUAUCAGUGCCAAGUCAGUUCUGGACCUAGAGGUGAACCACCAAUCCGGUCCAGGUAUGCUCGUCUGCAAGUUCUAGUCCCUCCAGACCCCCCGAAGAUCCUGCAAGGACCAGUGCUGGAGGCUAUUGAGGACCGAGAGGUCAAUGUGGAGUGCGUGUCUAUUGGUGGGAAGCCUGCUCCUGAGAUUACAUGGAUAGAGAACGAUGGAGGUGUUCUGACCCAAGGAGUAACAUACACGGUAGACCAGCUACCAGACGGACGAAGAUAUUCAGCCAGGUCCAUAUUGCGUCUACGUCCAAGAAGGCAUCACCACAACCAGACCUUUACUUGUCAAGCGCAGAACACAGCAGACAGAACAUUCAAAAUGGCUACCGUGAAAUUAAAGGUACAAUUUGCACCAAAAGUUCGAGUGUUUGUAAAAACGAGAGCACUGAACUCGAAGAUACAGGAAGGCGAUACUAUUUCUGUUGGUUGUCAAGCAACUGCAAACCCGAACAAUUUAACUUACAGAUGGUACAUCAACAAUGAUCCAAUAGUUGGUAGUGCUGGCAAUGAAAUGAUAAUAACAAACGUUACAAGGAAAUACAACGAAGCGACGGUGAAGUGCGAGGUGCACAACGCUGUUGGAAAAAGUGCUGACACCAAAACUCUUGAAGUUACUUACGGUCCUACCUUUAUAUCAAGACCUGAGAACGUGGAAGGAGAAGCAGGGUCAACGGCAACAUUGAAGUGUUUGGUAAAUGGUCAUCCACAACCGAAGGUGCUUUGGCUUCGAUAUGACAACGAGAGAGUUAUUCGAGUCGGCAAGUCUCCAAACUUAACACUCACGAUAUCAGCACACACUGCAGGCCAGUAUUGGUGCAGAGCUAGCGUGGAGAACUACCAGGAUAUUGAAGCUUCCGCCAUGGUAUACUUAAAAGGUCCACCAAAAAUUCUAUCAAACCAAACACAGUACGGCGUAGAAGGAGACAGCGUUCGGAUUGAAUGUGUGUCCUUCUCUGUUCCUAAACCUGACUACGUUAUGUGGACUUUUGGAGGCAUGGAGAUUAAUUCCUUUCAUAAUCAGGAAUAUGCGUUUCUAGAAGAAACACUAACAGACAGAAUGAUGAAGUCUACUCUGAUCAUCCGAGAGAGCCAGACAAGACAUUUUGGCACGUAUAACUGCAGUGUCAGCAAUUUGUAUGGGACAGAUAGCAUUGAAAUUCGCUUACUACCUGAUAAAACCUUCCCUAUAAUUCUAAUCAUCUCAGCGUGUGCAUCAGCAGCGAUCCUUGUCCUAAUUAUUAUGCUGAUCAUCAUGCUCUGUCAUCGAAGAACUAGAAUGUCCGAUGAGAAGAAACCUGAUAUCACUGACGUCGGGAAGACUUGUGUCGAUCAGUUCAAGGAUAGUGACAGGAGUUCCAAUAUUAGUGACCUGAAGAUGGAGCUGAGGCAAGUCGAAGGAAGCUGCGAUAUGGACCAUUCAAACGGUGGAUCGGAUACAGAACUUCACUCAACUCUGCAUCUGACCACAAAUCUUGGCCUUCCACUAGCUGGUCCUGUACCUCUGCCUGAUGCUGGUUAUGAUAAUGAAUUGAUGAAACAAUAUCAGAGAUAUAGUGGAGACUUCAAUCAGCCUAUCAAUAACUUAAAUUUUAAGCUUCACGGCCAAAGCAACGGUUACGUGCCAUAUGUAGACUAUGCUAGAGACUACGUACCUCCUGGGGACUCUCUUACUGGAUCGCUGACCAGGAGCACCGGGUCUACCUUUCCGAGCCACUGUGGGUCAUUGAACCGUCAAGCGAGUUGCGGAAGGCUGGCGGGCUUAGCAGGACCUGAUGUGAUACCCAUGGCAAAUCCAGGAGUGGUGGUGCCAGCUGGCGUUGACAUAAGAUAUGCUGCCACUUAUGGAAACCCCUACUUAAGAGGCAGUGGUCCAUUAUCUUAUGUGCAACAAAUAAGUCCAGCCAGUUCAGGAGGAAAACCAGCUCCUCCACCUUAUUAUAGUAUCAGGAAUUCAAAUUUAGCCUUGCCAGUUGCCACAUCUGGUUCUUCGCCGUCCUCUUCGUCGUCUUCGCGUCCUGUAACUAGUCCUAUGCCUUCGUCUUCGUCCACAAAUAGCGGCGCUCAACCACAAGUACCUAAGACUUCACCUUCUUCUGGGGCUCUUUACAUUCUGCCUAACCAAGGAUCAAGUCAAAUCACUACCAAAGGUAGUGGAUCUCAAACGACUGGAACUCACGUUUAAUUUGUCAAACCUUUGUAGAUAGGAAAUAAAAAAAAAUAUGUCAAAUGUUUUACUGAAUUAGAAAAAGACAAUUAUUUGGAUGUUAUAGCAGUAAAAGUGCUAGGUAGUAAAAAUUUAUGGAAUUUGAAUUAUUUUACUUCCACGCUCUAAUAGGAUUAAAUAAGUUUUGAAAUGAGCCUAAAAUGAAAAAGCUUUAAGUGUUGA
Molecule: messenger RNA, 3411 nt
Organism: Pectinophora gossypiella (pink bollworm)
Lineage: Eukaryota; Metazoa; Arthropoda; Insecta; Lepidoptera; Gelechiidae
Product: irregular chiasm C-roughest protein-like
Exons: 22
Coding region: 316-3207 (963 amino acids)
Biological process (GO): cell-cell adhesion
Cellular component (GO): cell-cell junction
Molecular function (GO): cell adhesion molecule binding
Source: RefSeq, a predicted model, not a curated record